AUGCAUAACUCAAGGGAGGACUGGAAUGAGUCGCUCGCCUCUAGUAGAGAAAGUUCCAAAGCUGUUGCAGUUGAUGAACAAGUCAUAACUCCAGCCUACAAUUCGCAGAAGAUCGAACCAAACAUAGUCAUUGAAAAUGAUGCAGCAUCACAAGAGAAGAUAUAUCCAAGCGGAUGGAAAUUCCUUCUUUUCAUAUUGGGCAUCAUGGCUCCCGUUUUGGUAGUUGCUCUCGAUAACUAUAUCAUAUCAACGGCUAUCCCUCGAUUAGCAACAGACUUCAAGUCAAUCAAUUUGACUGGAUGCCGCUCCGAAUUCAAUUGCCUUCAUUUUGGGCGCCUGAUUUGUGGUGCAGCUGCAGGAGGAAUCUGGUGCGGAACACUUACAAUCGUUACCAAUGUUGUUCCUCCUGCAAAGCGUUAUCUAUACGUGUCAGUAGUUACUAGUAUGUAUGGUGUUUCCUCCGCAGCUGGACCGCUUCUUGGAGGCUUGUUCACAGAUUCGAAGCUCACUUGGCGAUUCUGCUUUUGGUUGAACCUGCCUAUCGGUUUUGUUGCCUUCUUUUUGAUAGUAUUUUUCCUUGAGCCGCCAGAACUAUCGGAGCUGGGGAAAAGCCUGACUAUAAAGCAAAAGAUUCUGAGAAUCGACUUCUUGGGCACACUCCUUCUGAUUACAGCAUUAACCUGCUUUUUUCUCGCAGCUCAAUGGGGUGGUACCACAUACUCAUGGUCUAAUUCCAAGGUCUGGGGUUGUAUACUUGGAUUUUUCCUUCAAAUAGCAGCCUUCAGUUAUCUCCAGCGCAACAAUCCCGAUUCAAGCAUUACGAAACUUCACAGCCUUACUGUGCCUCCUUUAUCAACUUUUCAUUUCUAUGGUCAUAGCAGUACAGAUUCACUAUUUGCCAUUCUACUUUCAGUCCGUACUUGGGCAUUCCGCGGCUUCAUCCGGAGUCUCACUCUACCUUAUGUAAUGACGCUACUUUUUUCGCCAAUGGCUAGUGGUGCUUAUAUUACCGCCUAUGGUCAUUACAUCCCAAUUAUGUAUAUUGGGGCUUGCCUAGCUGUCGUGGGUUCUGGACUGUUAUCUACACUCACUAUCGCAAGCAGCCAGGCACAGUAUGUGGGCUAUCAAGUCAUAGUCGCUUUGGGAACCGGAACAGUUCAGCAGAUUGCCUUUACAGCUGUGCCUUUAGCACUUCCACCAGCGGACGUAGCUACUGCGAGUGCGCUGGUAUCUUUCUGUAAUAGUCUUGGGCCGGUAGUAGCCCUUACUGUUGGAAAUAUCCUCUUCACUAACCUCUUUGGAAGCAAAUUGGCAGAAAUUCCAGGAUUAAAUGGGAAGAUUACUGCAUCAGAAAUCAAGGGACUGGUAGACCUUGGAACACUUGUACCAGCCCAGUACGUGGAAAGUGUCAAACAAGCAUUGUCGUUCGCGUUGAGCCGGACGCUUGUGUUUGCAAUACCAGCUGCAGGAUUAGCCGCAUGCUGUGGGUUCGUGAUCCAGCUUCUUUCUUGGAAAAAGAAAAGAAUAAGCAGUCCAGCGUCGGGAGAAAUGACAGGAGAAAGGCUUCAGCAGAGUGAUGAGAAGGUCUAA
Messenger RNA from Botrytis sinoallii, 1590 nucleotides. RefSeq lists its product as uncharacterized. Gene Ontology annotation, biological process: transmembrane transport. The coding region runs from base 1 to 1590 and encodes 529 amino acids. The record is from RefSeq and is a predicted model, not a curated record. Lineage: Eukaryota; Fungi; Ascomycota; Leotiomycetes; Helotiales; Sclerotiniaceae. Gene Ontology annotation, molecular function: transmembrane transporter activity. The transcript is spliced from 5 exons.